This is a messenger RNA of Sardina pilchardus (European sardine), 1583 nucleotides long. RefSeq names its product L-amino-acid oxidase-like. Gene Ontology annotation, molecular function: L-amino-acid oxidase activity. The coding region runs from base 57 to 1583 and encodes 508 amino acids. Gene Ontology annotation, biological process: amino acid catabolic process. Lineage: Eukaryota; Metazoa; Chordata; Actinopteri; Clupeiformes; Clupeidae. The record is from RefSeq and is a predicted model, not a curated record. The transcript has 8 exons.
UCCAGCAAGACAGCAGCAUACGUGAGUUAGUACCUGUGCCCUCUCCAUUCUCUACCAUGAACUUCCUGAAGUGUACGUACAUGUGUCCCCAGCCUGCUGCUGAAUGUCUGAGCCCCCCCAAAAAAGAGCUCGCUGAUUUUUUGAAAGAUGAGGACUAUAACGAGCUACUUGAGACCAUGCAGAACGGGCUUCCCGCCACACAAACACCUCAUCAUGUUGUCAUCGUUGGAGCUGGCAUGGCUGGCCUAACGGCCGCCAAGUUACUGAAAGAUGCAGGACAUAAGGUGACCGUAUUAGAAGCCAGUGGGAGAGUUGGAGGACGAGUGGAAACCUACAGGAAUGAGGAAGAGGGCUGGUAUGCUGAUCUGGGAGCCAUGAGGAUACCAAGUUUUCACCAUAUUGUCAUCUGGCUUGUUGAGCACCUGAACCUCACACUGGACGAAUUCAUCAUGGACGACAAAGAAACCUAUUACCUGGUGAAUGGAGGACCACCACGGAAGACACGUGUGGUAAACGAGAACCCAAACAUCCUGAAUUACAACCUGCUACCAGAAGAGAAGAAUGUAUCCGCUGACGAUCUUCUACAGCGAGCAUUGCAGACGGUGCAAAAGGAGGCAGAGACAAAUGGCUGGAGAGCUGCAGUGGAGAGGUUUGACCGCUACUCUGUGAAGGAGUAUCUGAAAGAAGUGGGGGGACUGAGUUCAGAGGCCAUCAGGAUGAUUGGAGACCUGCUCAACGAGCAAAGCCUAAUGUACACGGCAGCGACUGAGAUGAUCUACGACCAGUCCGACAUCGCAGACGACAUUGUGUACCAUCAAGUGAAAGGUGGGGCGGACCUUCUUCCCAGACGUUUGGCAGAACAUCUUGAUAAAUCCGUUUGCCUGAACUCCAAGGUCAAACGUAUCAGCCAGGCAGAAGACGGAGUCAUUGUCUCAUUUCAGAAAGAUGAGCAGUCUACACUGACUGACCUUCAUGCUGACUUUGUCCUUGUCACAGCCACAGCCAAAGCAGCUCUUUUCAUGGACUUCAACCCACCUCUGUCCAUCCCAAAGAUGGAAGCCCUGAGGACUGUCCACUACGACAGCUCGACUAAAAUCUUCCUCACCUUCAGCGAGAAGUUCUGGGAGAAAAACGACGGCAUCCGUGGAGGAAAGAGCAUCACAGACCGACCCUCUCGUUACAUCUACUACCCUAGCCACAGUUUCCCUGGAAACGACAAGAUUGGCGUCCUGCUGGCUUCCUACACCUGGUCAGAUGAGUCCCUCCUCUUCCUGGGCGCGAGUGACGAGGACCUCAAAGAGCUGGCCCUGACAGAUUUGGCGCAGAUCCACGGCGACUAUAUCAGGCCUCUCUGCACGGGCGUGCUGGUGAAGCGCUGGAGUGCGGAUCCUUACAGCUUGGGCGCCUUCGCGCUGUUCACGCCGUACCAACACUUGGAGUACGCCGACGAGCUCUUCCGGAGCGAAGGCAGGGUGCACUUCGCCGGGGAGCACACAACCCUCCCUCACGCCUGGGUUGAGUCAGCGGUGAGAUCGGCAAUCAAAGCAGCCAGGAACAUCCAUCAAGCGGCACAGGAAGUCUAG